Messenger RNA from Nicotiana tabacum (common tobacco), 2265 nucleotides. RefSeq lists its product as uncharacterized. Lineage: Eukaryota; Viridiplantae; Streptophyta; Magnoliopsida; Solanales; Solanaceae. The record is from RefSeq and is a predicted model, not a curated record.
AUUCUGCAAACAAAUUCCGUUUAACUUAUUUUUGUAUUCUGAGUUAAUUAAUUGAAUAGUAUAAACAAAAUUAUUUUUACUAGGGAUCAUUUUUAUUUCGUAUGUUGAGCCGAGGAUCUUCCGGAAACCGCUUCUCUGUCCCUGGGUUGCGUACACUCUACACUCCCAAAACCCACUAGUGUUAUUCUACUGGGUUGUUGUUGUUGCUGUGGGGAUCAUUUUUAUGCUAUAUUUUUCUCGUCCGUUGCUUUAUUAUGGGCUACUGUUUUAUGUCCAAUGUUGCUUUGCCUCUAUGAUAUUCAAGCUUGAGUAAUUUUCUUUGCUAGUUGAAGCAGAUGAAAUUGUGAAUAGUGUUGUCAUUGGAUUCUAAAUAGUUAAAAGUGCAAUGUAUAUGUAUUACAAUUUGAAGGGCAGUUGAUGUGGUGCUUCAAAUUUUUAUAUGCAUGCCUUGAGAUUAGACAUUAGGCCCCUUCCACUUUUACAGAAAUUAAGCCAUCAAAUAUCCCUUUGUUUGUGCCAGAUGCAAAAUUUGAAAAAGCAAAAAGGUUUGGAAGCCCAUUUUGGCCAGAUGAAGCCCAAUUCGGAGAGCCGCAUACCAGAAUAACCUAAUGGAACUUGUUUUUUUCUUUCUGAUAACCGAGAAAUAUGUCUGGGGCAACCCUUAGGACCCUCUAUCCUUCUCCGCUUAAACACCAAGCUUAGUUCACAUGGCACAGGGCUCGAACCUGUAACCUAAGUCACUAGUCCCUCGACCCUUUUCCACUUGAACUAAGCCUGAGGUUUGCAAUAUUAUAAAAACCGAGAACUGAAAAACCUAACAAAACUUUCCAAAAAUCAAACCGAAUUGACGGAUGCCCAGUCCUACUGCUAAUGGGCUUUAGGACAACAUGAAAUAGGCUGAAAUUAUGGGCUCAGAGAUGGAAAUAGUUGAUCAGAGGCUAAAAGCUUUUGUAGUGACGCUCCAGACAGAGUUUGCCAUUCUUGAUCGACUCGUUUACAAAAACAAGAACCAGCAUAGAAGAUGCUCUUAUUUUCAGUACCUCUUAAAGGUGAGAACAGAUUUGAGGCUCCUCCAAGCAGCUAAUUUGGAGGAGGUUUUGAGUGCUUCCUUUCAAGUUCUUUAUGGAAAAAGACCCAAGCAAAAAGUGCAGCUCUUAGAAAGCCUAAAGAGGAGAAGAUGUGAUGGUGGCAAACAUAACUUUCUGGAGCGGCUUCUAGGGGUUGCACACCUGUUGUCAGAGAUCGUUGAGCCAAUGUUAAGGGCCGCUACGGAGAUCUCGACACUUCUUGCACGAUCAUUUUUUAUGGGAUUUUCCUUGACAGUAUUGGCUUUGCUCGCCCGAAUAAGAGUUCUAGUUCAGCAAAUGCUUCUUGAUGUUGUUUGUGUAUUCAACAGUGUCUCCUCUUUAUCUCAGAGGGAACAAGCCAUAAAAUUGACGCAAGAUGGAUUUGAGGUUUUUAGAGAAUACUUUCCGCCAAAGCAGGAUGUGGUAUUCCUCGAAUGUCUUUGGAAAUCUGAUAAGUAUGUGUUAGUUGAGAGACAAAAUGAGAGAGAUGUGGGAAGCAAGGAAAAGGAGGUUGGAGAAGAUGUUUCUGUAGAAGCAUCUAAAAUUCAGUAUGAAAGCAUUGAGAUUUUCCUAGGAGACGAGGAACCUGGAAAGACAGCCUCUAAAGAUUUGGCUGAGGAUGAUGAAGCUGUUAUCGACAAAGAUACAGCAAAUUCCCCGGAGAAUCCUAAAGAUUUGGCGGAAUAUGUUCAAGCUGUAAUGGACAAAGAUAAAGCAACUUCUUUGCAGGAUCCUAUCCAAGAGGGUAAGGAUGAAUUUCGAGCUCAAGGUGAUUUAGCUAUUGCAGGACCUUCAGGCAAUAAUUUUAAUGCUCCUGAAGCUGGAGCACUCCCAAGUUCAUCACUCAUCAAGAAUCCGGCAAAAGCCAAACCUGGAUCAAAGAAUAAUGUUGCAUUUGUUUCAGUUAAAAGACCAGCUGUGUCAACAAAGAGUGAGUUGGAGUUUGGCAUUCAUGGAAUGCAAAAGGGUGAUAAUCCUAGUCCUAGUGUAGAUAAAGAAGAUCCAUUUUUCAGUUUACUUACUGCUGGAAAUAUGAAGAGCAGUCUAUUCUAAACUUCACCUAAGUUUUGUUUUCCCUUGUUUUUCUUCCUCUUCACUAUGUUGCGGGGCACCUUCGGGGUACAUAUUUAUGUUAAAAUUUCCUGUAUUUGGACAAGUCAUCCAAAUUGAUUUUUGAAUUUUAAGAGUUGGUGCUCAA